AUGUCACAAGCUUCAAGCAAGUUGCCGGCCGGCGGCUUCGGCGGUGACGUGCGCGGGUGGUGCGCUUGGAAGCAACUGUUUCCCUCGCGAUCUGUGGCGACCGGAACGCCAAAUCACAGAGCAGGCACCUUCGCACCUCCAAGGAUCAGCGUUUUGAGUGUGCAGGGCACAAUCUUUCCACGUCCGUACGUAGAGAUGGUCUGCGAGCUUCCGCAGUCGUUGCAUGCCAGCCAGGACGAUGCACGACUGCGUCUGCUGAGGGCGCUCCUGCGUAGAAGGACCUUGCACGAGCUCGUCAGAAGCCAUCCGAAGCUUGCUCUCGCUCUGCAUGCUGCCAGGGCGCGGCUCAUGCUGCAAGGAACAAGUGUCGCGACCAGCCCAAUGGUUCCCAUGGAGACCAGUGUCACCAGCGACGCCCCUGCAGCUACGUCCCCCGAGCAAGGGGCAAACGAGCAAGGCUGGGACGCUGCAGUGAAGGCCGCGUGCCAGCCCCCAAAGCCUCACGUCCCAGUGGAGGCCGAGACGCUGCACCAGCUAGGGGUGCUGGAGCUGCUGAUCCAGCACUCUGCGCUGCUGUUGCGACUCACUGCGCGCAUGGCGGCGGCGGCGGCUGCCGCGGCCGCGGCGCGGCAGCCGGCACCGGGGCAGGACAGCCACAGCUCGCAGUGCGCCGAGACGGUCUGUCUCGCUGACGACGCCGCGUCACAUUGCUGCCGGGGCGGCCGUUGCAAGCGUGCAUGUCCCGAAGCCAGCGACGACGGCUGCGAAUCUCCCAAUGCCCAAGCGAGGAAGCGGGCCCGCCAUGGAGCCGGCUCGGAGCCUGCGCAUGACGCGCCAGUUCAUUCUUCCCGCCACCCGCUCGCCACCCGCGCUGUUCAGACGAUGGACCUGACAGACACUCUGCUGGACCCACAGGGCGAAGCGCGCCAGAAUAAGGCUCUAGCAGGCGACAGCCAUGAAGACAGUGCAGGCAGCAGUGGGGAGUAUCAGGCCUCGGGAGCGGAUGCCAGCAACACAGAGACGAGUGAGAGUGAGCCAAGCAGUGACUACGAUGCUGAUCUUGAGGAUGACGCAUCAUCUUGCUGCUCCUGA
Molecule: messenger RNA, 1092 nt
Organism: Coccomyxa subellipsoidea C-169
Lineage: Eukaryota; Viridiplantae; Chlorophyta; Trebouxiophyceae; Coccomyxaceae
Exons: 6
Coding region: 1-1092 (363 amino acids)
Source: RefSeq, a predicted model, not a curated record